UAUUUUGGUAGCGUUUUCAAUGCUUAGACUUAACAUAAGCAUCGACGUCAAUAAAAAGAAAAACAAAAUAAAAACCCUGAAUCCUAUAAAUUGGAUUCAAUUCAUUGCCUCCACAAUUUUGAAACCCUCUUUGUAAGCACCGUCCAUAAUUCCUAUUUUAUUUAAUAGAAGAAGAGUGAUGGAAAACGAAGAGAAGGGAAGAAAACCAAGAAUUUUGUGUCUUCAUGGAUUUCGAACAAGUGGAGAGAUCAUGAAAAAACAGAUACAUAAGUGGCCACAAAAUGUUCUUGACAAACUCGAUCUUGUUUUUGUCGAUGCUCCUUUUCCUUGUAAUGGCAAAUCUGAUGUUGAAGGAAUUUUCGACCCUCCUUAUUAUGAGUGGUUCCAGUUCAACAAGGAAUUUACAGAGUACACAAACUUUGAUGAGUGUUUGCAAUAUAUUGAGGAUUACAUGAUCAAACAUGGACCGUUUGAUGGUCUUCUUGGAUUCUCACAGGGGGCGAUAUUAUCAGGCGGACUGCCAGGUCUUCAGGAGAAGGGUGUGGCACUCACGAAAGUUCCCAAAGUGAAAUUCCUUAUAAUAAUAGGAGGGGCAAAGUUCAGGGCACCUUCAGUGGUAGAGAAAGCAUAUUCUUCUCAAAUUGGUUGCCCUUCUCUUCAUUUUCUAGGGGAGCAUGAUUUUUUGAAGGAAUAUGGAAAAGAACUAAUAGAUUCUUGUGUUGAACCUGUGGUAAUUCAUCACCCAAAAGGACACACAGUACCAAGAUUAGAUGAUAAGAGCUUGAACACCAUGAUGAGUUUCAUAGAGAGAAUUCAAAAUGAUAUAUCUGAAAACAAAGAGGAGGUUCAGUCGAUGAGCUAAUACUUCUUUUAGGAUUAUGUACCUGUUUUUAUCUUUGACACCAUCAAUUAUAGAAAACGUUUUUCCGAAUAUAUAUUUUUGAAGAGGAUCCACACAUCUUUUUAUA
Messenger RNA from Medicago truncatula (barrel medic), 968 nucleotides. Its product is annotated as esterase AGAP003155. The transcript has 6 exons. Lineage: Eukaryota; Viridiplantae; Streptophyta; Magnoliopsida; Fabales; Fabaceae. Bases 179 to 862 code for a protein of 227 amino acids. The record is from RefSeq and is a predicted model, not a curated record.